Astyanax mexicanus (Mexican tetra) is the source of this 3836-nucleotide messenger RNA. RefSeq names its product WAS/WASL interacting protein family member 3 (gene wipf3). NCBI's taxonomy places the organism in Eukaryota, Metazoa, Chordata, Actinopteri, Characiformes, Acestrorhamphidae. The coding region runs from base 343 to 1725 and encodes 460 amino acids. Gene Ontology annotation, molecular function: actin binding. The record is from RefSeq and is a predicted model, not a curated record. The transcript is spliced from 8 exons.
GCAGAGCGCGCGCGCAUAAAGGGGCGCAGGCUGUCCCCGCGGCUCGUGCGGGCUCGUGAGCUCGGUUCGGUGUGUUCUGGGUGGGUUUGAGGCGGGUUCUGGUUCUGCUGAGCUGAAAUGAGCUCGAGAAAUGGGAUUAUUAUUACAGGAAGGGUAAAGUGAGAGAGUUUAGCCGCACUGAGGAGAAGCUAAUUUUAACCCUGUAACACUAUCCGCUGCGGGGACACUGUCUACUGCUGGGACACUGUCUACUGCGGGGACACUGUCUACUGCUGGGACACUGUCUACUGCGGGGACACUGUCUACUGCUGGGACACUUACUGAGGUUUUUUAAGGUCAGCCAUGCCUGUCCCUCCCCCUCCCCCACCCCCAGCACCUCCACCACCUCCACCACCAGCUCAGCUACAGUCACUCCCAGACCCUGUUAAAGCCCCGCCCUCAGAAGGGGGCGGGCGCAGUGCUCUGCUGGCGGAUAUACACAGAGGAAUGCGUCUGAAGAAGGUCUCUCAGGUGAACGACCGCAGCGCACCUGUCUUCCACUCUCCCAGUAAAGCGAGUGGUGUGGACGGUGGUGGGAAUAAUGGGGGGAGUUCUGGGGGACUCCCGGCACAGGGACCCACUCUGAGUGGGCUGUUCGCUGCAGGAUUUCCUGUCCUCAGACCGGUGGGACAAAGAGACAAGAUCCAACACCACAGUCCAGUGUCUCGAUCUGGUUCUUCUGCAAGUCUGAAGCAGCCCCUGUGGAACGUCCCGUCUCAGGGGGACAGUUUACGGCGCAGCACCCCCGACCUGUCCCCGUCCCACAGAGCGCUAGAAAGAACCGCCUCUUUAACUAAACCACGCCCCGCCUCCUCCUACACGGCCCCGCCCUCCCCCAGCCAGCCAGCUCCGCCCAGCCUUAAACCUCCAAGCCCCGCCCCCUCCACCAUGCCCCCGCCCCCUCCUCCGCCCCCACUCUCACUCUACCCCGAACGCUCCACCUGCAGACCCCCGCCCCUCCCUACCUGCCCGCCCCCCCCUCCCCCGCCCCAGAUCACCAAACCCACCUGGCUCCCUGUCCAAUCACACUACAUCCCCAUGCCCACGACUCCGCCCCCUCCUCCUCCACCCUCCGUCCCUCCGUCCGCGCUCCCUCCUGAUAGGUCGCCCGGGUUCUUCUACGCCCCGCCCCUUUCUCCAGGUGUGUUGGACGUGAGGUUCGGGAGCUUCAGGGACGCUCAGGGUCAGUUAGGAUCUCCUCCUCCACCUCCUCCACCCCCCCUACCUGCUUCAUUCUCCCCCAGUCUUCCCUCCUCCCUCCCCCCGACUCCGCCCCCUCUGCCCCCUAAAGUACCCGCCGUGCCCCCGCCCACCUACAGACCCGCAGUGCCCCCUCUGCCCCCCUCCUACCCCUGUACUGCACCCAGCCGGAGACCCCCCGCCAUACCCAGGACUGCAGCAGGUGCUGGACGUUUGGCUCCUCCCCCUGCCCCGCCCGCUCGCUCUCCUACAACUGAAUUAUCCAGCAGAAUCCCGCCUCCUCCUCCACCUCUUCCUCCAGCUCCGCCCAGCUCCAUCAGGAACGGACACCUUUACAGCCUUGAUGACUUUGAGUCUAAGUUUCAGUUCCACCCGAUCGAGGACUUCCCUCCUCCUGAAGAGUUCAAACCCUUCCCCAGAAUUUACCCCAGCAAAGAGAACCGAGUGAUAUCCCAGCUUCCUGGAAUGAGAAGCUACAUGAGAUGAUGUGGACGGAUGCCUCGUGUGGUGCUAAUCUUCAUCAGACCCCUUCACUGAUGAAGACAACGGUCUGAACCAUCUUCAAAUCAUCUUCAGCUGAUCUCUGACACUGUGAGCAACAUCACCUCAGACUCGUACUUUUCAUUGUUCAAUGAAAAGCAUCAUCUCAAUGCUGACCAAAGCCUCAGAUCUUGUCCUGGAACAGCCCUCGCGUUCCUGUUCGACCUCCAUAUUUCUUUACGGACAUGUAGACGUCUCCUCAACAUCACUAAACUGUGUGACAACUAAUGUUUUAUUGUUCUAAUGAUGUAUGUGUCUGUUUGCCUGUUUUUAGUAUAUAACUAUUAAAAAGGCAUCUAUAAAAGAUCAUUCAAAAUAUUAUCACUAUUUUACACCCUUUACAAGGCGCGUCUCAAUGCUCAUUGCUAUCUUACACAUUGCCAACAGUGUAUUUUCACUCCUUCCUCCUGCCUGGUUUAAAUAGCAGCAGAGCUUCUGAAUAUAUCUACACUGAUGGGCGUGGUGUUCUGAUUAUGAAAUGAGGUGUGUUCAGGUACAUUUCUGGAGUUUUAUCUUGUUUAUCUUGGCAACAGAAAACACAGGAGCUCCACUGACUGAAUACAACCUAGACAGACGCCAACAGCCAGACGUUCAUUGCUAUCUUGGCAUUGCUUUUCCCGUAAAUGAGCUGCUGGAGCUCCUUCACAGCGUCAACCAGCAGCUCAGUUUCCUCUGCUGAGAAGAGUUUGUUGGACACGUCCAGGUAGCUGCACCGUUAAAAUAGCAAUCCACCAAAAUCAGAGCUCACGUGACUCUUAAAGGGAAUGAUGAGCAAGAGACACUCUGAUUGGCUUAUUUCAGGUUACGCCCAAAAUUAAACACCCAUGAUUUUUUGUGCAUAUAGAGUCACACAAGUUGUACUUUUCCUGCCGUUACGAUAGCAAAGACAUUCAGACACGCCCUAAAUCAAGUUGAAUUUUGCACAGUUGAAACGCUCGACAAUAGAUCUCUAAAACAGGGUCCUGAAAGUUCAAAUUUUUGUGUAUUUUUAGACAAGAAACUUUAUUUUUUCGAAAGAAAACUUUAUUUUUAAAGUCGAGGACUAAUAAUAACCACAUAGACUAACUGAGAAUAUUGAGAAUGGCACAAAUAAAACCAGACAAAGGACUUUUAUUUUGUAUACUAUCAGUAUACAAUAGACUGUUUGUGUGAUAGUGUGUGUGAGUGUGUGUGCAGCUUUUUUGUCUCAUGUGUCUCAUAAAAUAUAUAUAUUUUACAAUACAUUCGACUUUCUGUUUGUUCUGAGUUUCUGUAAGACUUUAUUUGGAUGGUUGUUGGUGGUGCAUUGUGAAUUUUUUAAACUAUCAAUAAACAAAUUUAAUAUUUCUUUAAUACAGCAGAACUUUAAGUUAUAUUUAAAAUACCAUAUUUUUACAGUAUAAGGUGCACUUAAAAUCUUUCCCUUUAACUUUCCCAAAAAUCAUCAGAGCUCCUUAUAAUCUGGUGCUUCUUAUGUAUGAAUUCUACCAGUCAGGUAUUAAGGCGCAGUAAAGUAGCAUUAGCAUUAGCCGCUAACCACACUAGCUUUUUCUCUUUUACCAUUCAGAGGUGAAUAUAUUGGACUGUAGUCUGUGUGUUUACCGUGUUAAAACAAGCUACGUGGUAAGAACCGCUAGCUAAUAUUGCCCUGGCUCACCAGAACACGCUGUGUGUAUCGCUGUUGACUUGCAUUUACUAGUGGUUAGCCGCUAAUGCUAAUGCUGCUGCACCCAGCCUUAGUGGAAAUCUGGAAAUGUUAGCUUACUGUAAAUAGACAGAAGCACUUUACUUACCCAAAUAAACAGUUUUCAGGAGAGAAAUGUGUGUAAAUUAACAUCCAGAGCUUGUUUAACUUAUAUAAUGCACCUUAUAAUGCAAAAUAUACGUUAUUCUUUAUGGAAUAUAAUGCUAUAUAUUAAAACUUCCACUUUUUGGGGUUGUUUUAUGGUUAUAGAGAGUAAAUAGAGAACUUGAAUUUCUUGUCUCUUAAAGUGUUUGAGAGCAUCAGUUAAAGUAAAGUAGUGAAGAGGUAGAGUUACAGGUAUACAGUGAAUAGUGAAUAUUUCAGUAAUGUUCUA